UAAUAGCCUACAUUUGUUCUGUUUUCGGCGCUGCAGAAGAUUUGGUAGCGUUAAUCUUAUGAAUUACACACAAAGCAGAAGGCGUCUCUUUACAUUUAGUUGUAUUAUCUGUGUUGAGAGGACGAUGCCUUUGAGGACCGGACUUUUUCUCCUGAUGGUGCUGAACGCAUCUGCAUACGAACUGGAUCAAAACGAGUCUUAUUCGCCCAGGAGAGCACGCUUUUCUGUCAAUAGCCCUUCAGAUGUGGCACGCUGUCUCAACAGUGCCCUCCAAGUUGGCUGCGGAGCCUUCGCCUGCCUGGAAAACUCAACUUGUGACACAGAUGGCAUGCAUGACAUCUGCAAGUCCUUCCUAUACAGUGCUGCUAAAUUUGACACUCAGGGUAAAGCAUUUGUGAAGGAGAGCCUUAAGUGCAUUGCCAAUGGCAUCACCUCGAAGGCAUUCUCCACCAUUCGCCGCUGCUCCACCUUCCAAAGAAUGAUAUCUGACGUCCAAGAGGAGUGUUACAGCAAGCUGAAUAUCUGCACUGUUGCCCGAUCGAACCCAGAUGCUAUUGGUGAAGUGGCACAGCUACCAAGUCACUUCCCCAACAGGUUUUAUGGUAAGCUGCUACAGAGUCUGAUGGACUGUGAUGAGGACACGGUGGACCGCGUUCGGACCAGCAUGGUGUCGCGGCUGGGCCCAGAGAUGACCAUGCUUAUUCAGCUGCUGCAGAACAAGCCCUGCCCAUCCACUGCUGUGGCUGCAGCUGCCGCCAUCCCAACUGGAGUGGAGGGCCGUGGGAGCUGGCGCUGGUCCAUGGGUCCCCAUAUGUACAAGAUCCAGCCUAAUCUGCGAAACAGAGACUCUGCCAGUCAUUUUGGCAAAAAGCGCUCUGCCAGUGACAGCUCCUAACUUCCACUCAGAUUCAGAAACUCCACACACACUCCUUAAAACAUCACGAAAGCUCCUCUAUUCCCUAGGGGUGAUAAAAUACAUUCCUCCGCUAGACUGGAAGUUACAGAAAUAUGCACCUCUAGGGAAUGCUGGAACGCCCAUAGAGUUGAUAUCAGAGUUUGAUUGUUGUUAUAUUGUAUAUCCUACACUUUAGGCUUGAGAGAUCUCCCCCUUCCAUCGACUGUUUUCAAACGUGUCUGCUCACAGUUAGUGUUGAACAUGUGGCUGUUGCAUCUGCGCAACAUGGUCCUGCACACUCCUCUUCACCUCCUCCAAAGCAAAUGAAUCCUUAAGAUGUCUUUUAAUGCCAAGCAAAAAACACAAAAACAAAAACAAAAAAACUAAAUAAACAGCCAUAGUGUUUCACGCCUCUAGAGCACAAGUCCGUACACAAAUCUCAUAAUCCAGACAUUUGUUCAUAAAUAGAGAUCAGUACCUGGAUUAUUAUUAGUUCAUUGAUAGAAAUGAGAAAUGAUUGGUAGAUGUAUUUAAUAUUUUAGUGACAAGGCCAGUCAAAGUUUGAGCAUGUGAUGUGGAAAUGAGUUUCAUAUCUAUUUUCUGACACUAACAUAACAGAUAAAAUGUACUGUAUACCAAGUUAUCUAAGACAGCCAUAGCUAGCCCUCUAAAGAGUGCUCAUACAGAGCGAGGUCUGUAGAGGUUUCGUGAUAACCUUUGAGAGGUUACCUUAAACUGACCAAAUAUCUACAAACUGCCCUGAAUGCUAUUCAUGAAAUACCAAAAGAGUGUAUAGCUAUAGCACUUAUAAUAGUUUUUUUGUGCGUGUGUUUUUUUUUCUGAUGGCAGAUGUCGCCAUGGUCAUGUGUUUCAAAUCAUCAUCCUGCACAUAAGGAUUGUCCACAUCAUGGCCAAGUCUAACUAUUAGAAAAAGUCAAUUUUGCAUAUCUUGUAUCCAGACACUUGUAAUGCAUAUGACUGUUGAGCUCUACAGCAUACGUGGGACCAUGUUUAGUGGAAUCUGUAUCCAUGUUCUUAACUGAGCAUGAAGCAGUAGUGUAUGUGCAGUAGCUAAUUAGCACGUUCACCAAUGAGACUGAGAGCAGCCAUCUUCUUGGACUGAUGAUCAUCAUUCUCUGAGGUGAAUAACGUG
Messenger RNA from Micropterus dolomieu (smallmouth bass), 2048 nucleotides. RefSeq names its product stanniocalcin 1 (gene stc1). Gene Ontology annotation, cellular component: extracellular region. Lineage: Eukaryota; Metazoa; Chordata; Actinopteri; Centrarchiformes; Centrarchidae. The record is from RefSeq and is a predicted model, not a curated record. Gene Ontology annotation, biological process: intracellular calcium ion homeostasis. Bases 59 to 895 code for a protein of 278 amino acids. The transcript is spliced from 4 exons. Gene Ontology annotation, molecular function: hormone activity.